Messenger RNA from Loxodonta africana (African savanna elephant), 1104 nucleotides. It is a transcript of the gene EBI3, whose product is annotated as Epstein-Barr virus induced 3. The transcript has 5 exons. Bases 146 to 826 code for a protein of 226 amino acids. The record is from RefSeq and is a predicted model, not a curated record. Gene Ontology annotation, molecular function: cytokine receptor activity; protein binding. Gene Ontology annotation, cellular component: membrane. Lineage: Eukaryota; Metazoa; Chordata; Mammalia; Proboscidea; Elephantidae.
GGAAGGCAGUGAGGCCCAGACCCAGCCUGGGCUUCCCCGGGCGGAUCCCAGCCCCCUGCUGCCCGAGCACCAUUCAAGCGCGUCGGAUUGACUGAGCAAGUCUCCGAGGUGCUCCGCUCCAGCCCCUGAAGGCAGCGCCUGCAUCAUGACCCCCAGGCUUCUCCUGGCUGUCGCUCUCUGGGCCGGCUGUGCGCCCUGCGGUGGAAGGGAAGCAGGUCCCAGCCACCUCAGGGUGCAGUGCCGAGCCUUCAGGUACCCAAUCGCCGUAGACUGCUCCUGGACCCAGCCUCCAGCUCCAAACUCCACCAGGCCCACCUCCUUCAUCGCUACAUAUAGGCUCGGCAUGGCCGCCCAAGGGGAGAGCCGACCCUGCCUCCAGCCGACUCCGGAAACCCCCAGCUGUGCCAUCUCCGACGUCCAGAUGUUCUCCAGCGUGCCCUACGUCCUCAAUGUCACCGCCAUCCACCCCGGGGGCGUCAGCAGCACCCUCCUGCCCUUCAUUCCAGAGAACAUCAUCAAACCAGACCCUCCAGAGGGCGUCUGCCUGAGCCACAUCCUUGGGAAGCAGCUGCAGGUACAGUGGGAGCCCCCCCGGUCCUGGCCUGUCCCAGAGAUUUUCACACUCAAAUACUGGAUCCGCUACAAGCGUCACGGAUCUGCCCAUUUCCGGCAGGUGGGGCCCAUUGAAGACACGUCCUUCACCCUCAGGUCUGUGCGGCCGAGAGCUAAGUACUGCAUCCAGGUGGCUGCUCAGGACCUCCUGAACUACGGGGAACUGAGCGACUGGAGUCUCCCUGCCACUUUCCCCAUCACUCCGGGCGAGUAGUGAGGUCUUCCAGCAGCCCCGCAGAGGGACUGUGUCCCUGCCACCCAUUCCAGGUGUGAACGGGACCAGACUGGCCUGGGUUCAAGCCCUGGGUUUGCCACCACAUUGCUGGGCCACCUUGGAACAAUGACUGUAACCUCUCUGAGCCUCAGUUUCCUUAUCUGUGAAAUGAGGAUGUUCCCCCUCCUUUGACCAUGGUGCAGGGGUCUGUGAACUACGAAUAUGAGAUCGUCUUUAUUGUUUAAUUAAAAAAAGAAUAAUCAUUGUUGAAAUUGGGA